This is a messenger RNA of Pomacea canaliculata, 965 nucleotides long. RefSeq lists its product as uncharacterized. Lineage: Eukaryota; Metazoa; Mollusca; Gastropoda; Architaenioglossa; Ampullariidae. The record is from RefSeq and is a predicted model, not a curated record. The transcript has 4 exons. The coding region runs from base 96 to 965 and encodes 289 amino acids.
AUGAUUGGGUGAAUGCUUGCAUCCUGUGGUAAUAUUCCGGUUAUAACUUCCUUGACAGUUGAAGACAACAACUAGACCUUACUGAAAACUUCGCCAUGAACACUUCUAAGAUUUCCUGUGCAUUUGUGAUUCUUUUCACGCUGCUGAAAGGAGCGCUGUUGAUGACAUGUGGGAUUUCUAACUUUAAUGAAAGCCUGAGUAAAGAAGAAUAUAGUUCUAUCAAUAUCAACUACACCAUCAACGUUACGACAAGUCCUGAUGUUCCAGACACGUUUAACGCUCAUUAUGAGGUUUGUGAAGGAAACUCUGUGAGAACUCCAUGUAUAUUUAUUUACGAGAAAGACUUUAGCACCGAGUUUAAGACGGACUUGAGUGGGAGGACAGGAGUCACCUGCUACUGGGAACAACGACACGUGAGCAGCUCUGUGGUGGCUUUAGACAUCAACAUCUCUCAGGUCGUCACCAGGUCACUGAGUGCGAUGAUCCUCUCCACUGGCAGAGGUGGGAUACCCAAACCUACCAGACUUAUACGCGUUGAGGUGUUGUACCCACCGAAAGUCACGAGUCUGACUGUGGACGGAGGCGAUUAUGUCAUCAUCGAUGAAGGCAAGGUGGUCAAUGCCUCCUGCUUCUUUGAGAAGGGCAAUCCGCCAGCUCACUUUUAUUUGCUGGAUAAACAUGGAACUAAGCUGAAUUCCUCUAGUUCUGAAGGACACCUUAGGUCCUCUCUUACUGCCCGGUGUGAAGACGACUGGCCAGUCGUCAGGUGUGAAGGCAACGGGUCGCAACAUAAUAUGUCCGUGACAAUACUCGUCAAGUGUCGUCCUCAGUUUGUUGACAAGUCAACAAAAAUUGUUGAUCCUGCUGUUGACACUGUAACCUUUGGUGUCAAGGCUCACACCACAGCAGUCAAAGGAUGUCUCUUGACAUCAGUCUCUAUAAAACAUUACACCGAGAGGAAGUGA